GCUCAACACACGUAGCGUUUAUAGUUCAAAACUCAGUAAUCUUACUUCCUGGACCUGUUCUACCAUUACUAGUACGUCCACCAAGCGCAAUACAAGCUGUGAGCUUGAGGACAACGAACGACUAUUGGCAGUAUUGCGCUGAGACUGAAAAAGAAAGCAGUCGUUCAUACGGAAGUCAUGGGAACUCGACGUUGCCUGCUGUGCUGCACGAAGGCACUGUUCGCAGCGACACUGAUUUUUGCUGCCGCCAGUACAGCCUUUGCAGCAAUCCUGGCAGAUUCCCACAACGACUAUCGUUUGCAGCGCUGCUCAGAAGUCAACGUCACCUGCUCAGCAUGGCUGGAAGAGGUCCAUCCCCGACAUAUUCUCAUCAUCGAUAGUCUCCUGCCGUCCUUACUGGGGUCUGGCCUUGUUAUGCUGGCAGCUCUGGUGUCACUCCGGCAACGUCAAGAGCACACGGCUCUCACCAUUCACCUGGUGGCACUUCCCGUCCUCGUGUUGGCCAUUGGCUUCACCAGCAAAGCACUACGCACCUAUGAAUCCAACAAUUUACAAACUGAUGUAUACAUGUCACUACAUCAUAUCCUUUACUGUGGUGUGCUGUAUGCUACUGUCUUUAUGUUCGUGAUUUCUAUUGUGAUACUGGCGCUGAAGCAACACCAGGAGGAGGGUGGAAUGCUGUUCUCGACCCCGGCACCCGCUACACUUCGCCGAGCUAACAGCUGUGAGAUUGUACGGACACGCAAUCCUUCCAAUGCUCGCUCUCCCAUCCUGGCGCCGAAGAACCCAACCAACGCGGGUAGCCAAGGCAAUGGAAGCAGCUCUGCGCCUACAUCUGCCGCCAGCACCCGGCCGGGCUCGAGAGUGGCGUUGCUUAGCAACCAAGCCGGCAUGGCAACCCGUGUCCCGGCGACCAGCAUGGAGUCAGUGCUGUACUGUGUGCGCGAGUCGAACGAUGAGCACGUUGCUGGACGUGAGCAUGAGCAUCGCAAAGAGAGCUUUGUGAUGAUGAGUGACACGCUGAUCAGUGGAGCUGCUGGUGGUGCUGGUAGCCACACCGCCGGACCCAGCGCUGCUCCGAUCAGCAGCAGUCCAGUUACAAACGCCUCUCUACUGAAAAUGGAGAAGAUAUCACGCCGGUCCUUCCCGCCCCCUCCCGGCACGCCUAGCGAGUCGGCAUGGUAAGGGAUCACAUUCGCCGCAGAACAAGAAACCUUUCCGUACAUGACUGCCCGUGUUGCAUUGUUUGAAGUUCAGCACAACAACUUUUCCAUGCAUUGUGCUGCAUCUAUGUGGCCUGAUAGCUGUGGUGAUGCUAGCUAUUGUAUAGGGGGUAUUGUGGGUUUUUUCCACUGCUUGUAAUUAUAGCAUAAGUUUAUUGCACUGAUUCACCCAUGCAGUCCACCCAGUAUGCUAGUAUCAUCAUGAUGAAGUACUGUAUACAGUUAUCUCCAGCUUAUGCAGCUAUGUACAGGAAAUAGUGCAUAGGCGCUAGGCUAGGCAAGUGCAGUGUGUUCUGCCAAACUUCAACUAUACACAUGAUACAUGUAUACUAUUUAUACCGUUUUACACAUCCCGCUAGCAUUAUAAUACAAGUAGUUAGAACAGCAAAGCUACAAGUACAAUGUAGUAGGCAGUUGUUAUGAGCUGUGUACAUAAUUACGAUCACACAUGUCCAUCAUCCACGGCGUGCCGCAAGCUUUGUAUCGAUAAGUUCUGCUUUCUCCACCGGCGGAAGGGUUACACUGGCACUGUAGAUUGUAUGCUGUUAGUAGCCACACGUGCAUGCAUUGCCGGUUUCCGUGUUUGUCCUCACUCGGCAAUAGGUCUUAUCAUGCCUUUAUUAUAAUUAUCAUAGAUACGUUUUUGGGCCGGUAUUUUUAGGGACUCUCGGAACUCAGGGACGUUUAGUCGACCAGACAUCCUCCCAAGACAUUUCACACAUGCUCCACGAUGCACUACAGGAUCAUCAUGCAUGAUUGUCCUGUGACGUAGUCAUUGACUGAGUCAUUGACUGAGUCUGUGCCAAGAGCAGAUGCUGCCAUCGACACGAAGAUGGAUUUUUCUCGUGCGCAAAAUGUUAUUGCAAUGUUUUUGUAUAUGGACCGAAAACGUUCGGAUACUUUAUGCCAAAUGCCUUAUUUGACUGGAUGUGUGUUUGCGUGGAUACUUGCGACCUAAUACUUACCUUCGUUUUAUUAUCCGCCUCCGACCUCUUUUAAAAAUAAUUUAUUAUACAUUGUAGUUUUGUGUUCUAACUAAUUACUUCAAUCUGCAUGAAUGCCAUUGAAUGGUCUGCGUGACAGACUGACACUGUGA
This is a messenger RNA of Sycon ciliatum, 2319 nucleotides long. RefSeq lists its product as uncharacterized. NCBI's taxonomy places the organism in Eukaryota, Metazoa, Porifera, Calcarea, Leucosolenida, Sycettidae. The record is from RefSeq and is a predicted model, not a curated record. The transcript has 6 exons. Bases 178 to 1185 code for a protein of 335 amino acids.